Molecule: messenger RNA, 327 nt
Organism: Prosopis cineraria
Lineage: Eukaryota; Viridiplantae; Streptophyta; Magnoliopsida; Fabales; Fabaceae
Product: cytochrome P450 72A13-like
Exons: 2
Coding region: 1-327 (108 amino acids)
Molecular function (GO): monooxygenase activity
Source: RefSeq, a predicted model, not a curated record
AUGACUAACCUUGAAGGAAAAUGUGACAUUGAUGUCUGGCUUGAGCUUCAAAAGCUUGCCACUGAUAUUAUUUCUCAUACAGCUUUUGGACGCAACCAUGAAGAAGGGAAGCAUAUUUUCGAACUUCUAAGAGACCUCGUGAUUCUGACUAUUGAAGCCAUGUCCAUGUCAACGAGUCAUUCAUCAACUAAAGGGAAUGUUUUCUCAGUUUAUCCCAACGAAGAAAAGCCGGAAAAGGAUAGAACUGGACAGACAGAUCAAAUCGAUGUCAAGAGAUCUGAUACAGUGGAAGAAGCAUUCAAUGAGGCAUGGACAAUCUGGAAAUGA